AAGCGGCGCGAGAGAUCCGGGGGGUUGUUGGUGCGUGUCAGCGCGCGAUGUCGUCGCCUCGUGGGUGCGAUCUUCCUGUCCCUCAAAGAUCUGGAUCAGCACUGUCCGACUGCGGAGUUGGGACGCCGCGGCCGCGCAGGUGUGAAGAUCGAGCAGCACCCGUGCACGGUGCACACCUUUGCCGACCUGGGCUAGUCAGUCAUGGCGCGACCCUGGCGUAGUGGGCUUUGCCAAAACCUGUAUUUUUUGGUCCAGGAUGUUCUGGGCCGAAUUUGCGAGGAUUCAUGUUGACUCGUCCAACCACCAGGAUCCAGGAAAAUCGCCCAGAAUCGCAGCACACCUUCGGCCUCCAUUUCUUCCCCCACGAAUCCUCGCGGCUGGCCAUUCCACAACUUCUGCAAGAUCCCCCGCCGCCUCCUUCCGCGCCGAGCACCCGUCGAUCCGGAUCCAGAUUAAGAAACAAUGGCGGCUGGCUACAUUGUAGGUUCGCUCGUUGGGUCCUUUGCCAUCGCAUACCUGUGUGACACAUUUGUCUCCGACAAAAAAGCAUUUGGCGGUAGCAUUCCCAAGACUGUUUCUGACAAGGAGUGGUGGCAAGCCACGGACGCCAAGUUUCAGGCCUGGCCUCGCACCGCUGGACAGCCGGUCAUCAUGAACCCCAUCAGCCGCCAGAACUUCAUUGUCAAGUCCACUGAGUAGGUUAGAGAAGCUGGUCCAGUGUCUUGUUUGCACCAUGAAAUGUAGUUGUUUCCACCCUUUAUAGGUCCUAAAAAUAAAUAAGAUGAACUAAGGUCAUGAUAAUUGAUGGUUUUUUGCUUUAUCUGGGAGCAAACAUUGAGGCUUUCAGCUUACUUUUCUUCAGAUGGAUUCUCUUUCUGUAAAGAAACCACUUUUUUUUUCUUAUUACCAUUUGGUGUUCCUUAGAUACCCAGCUUUCUUGCAUUCUAAUAAAUUUCUGUCAUUGAUCUAUGAUCUUUA
Molecule: messenger RNA, 978 nt
Organism: Panicum virgatum (switchgrass)
Lineage: Eukaryota; Viridiplantae; Streptophyta; Magnoliopsida; Poales; Poaceae
Exons: 3
Coding region: 463-699 (78 amino acids)
Source: RefSeq, a predicted model, not a curated record